This is a messenger RNA of Aspergillus wentii DTO 134E9, 2274 nucleotides long. Its product is annotated as ATP-binding protein. The transcript has 3 exons. Bases 1 to 2274 code for a protein of 757 amino acids. Lineage: Eukaryota; Fungi; Ascomycota; Eurotiomycetes; Eurotiales; Aspergillaceae. The record is from RefSeq and is a predicted model, not a curated record. Gene Ontology annotation, molecular function: ATP hydrolysis activity; ATP binding. Gene Ontology annotation, cellular component: mitochondrial outer membrane.
AUGGCUGAUACAAGCAACGAACCCCAGGUCGAAUGGACCUACAACAUCCCCAACUGGUUUCUCGAAGAGAACAUCAAAACACCAACCGAGCUGGGGGAAUCCAAAAUCGCGAUCGUCAAGACACAAUCGCCCACCCUCGAGUCCCAGCAGGACCCAGAAAAGUACGAACUGCACGAGGAUCUCUAUGGGGAAUUCCGAGACAUGGUUGCCGGCACUCUACUCAACAGAAUCGAAGGUUCACCAGCAACAGUCGGCUUGGAUCCCCACCACCCUUGUUUGACCCUUCAGGCCCGAUCGCUGGUCUACGGAACGGCGGUCCUCACGCACUUGGCUAAAGAUCUGAACACGACCUUGGUCCAUCUAGACUUCAGGGAUUUGCAGAGCCUUGCAUGCGACUUUUUCAUACAGGAUACGACCUCCGGGGCGCAAGAGAUUGUCCCUGAGGAGAGCGCCUCGAAUGGAACUCCAAGCUCAGAUGAUUCCGGCGAUUCCCCGGGCUGUUUGACACCGUUGAGCUCCAAUUCUGAGGACCUGGGAAUCCAUGCUUUAUAUGAACAAGCGGAAGCUGAAAGCCAGGACAUCAAACCGGCCCAGCCAGAGGAUGACGAAGAGACGAUCAACUUGCUCAAUCGGCUGAAGACAGAGCCGAGUGCGGUAGCAAUCAUGGACGUCUUCUUCGCUCCCCGAUGCGAGAAGCAUACAAGAACAAAAGGGCUCUUUCGCCGUGCAAAGCAGUCCAUUCAGAGUAUUGUCGAAGCGUCUUGGAAACAUUCCCAGACGGUAUGCAGUCCCUCUACAAUAAACAGAUCUCCGGUUAUACUACACAUUCGAGAUCCCCAGGAUAUCCGGGACUUGCAUUUUGGAACAAAGAUCCUCAAGAACAUUCGAAAUGUUAUCCAGGAGUAUCGACGAAAGCAAAUACCGGUUGUGGUUAUCGCCACAGUGCUAAAAACGCCAACGGGGUCCAUGGCCCGCAAACUGCUCACCAGCACGUCUACUGUUCAAUUCGACCUCGACACUUCACUGUUGUCUAAGUACGAGGCUUUAUUUGAAGAGGAGAAAAGCAGAUACGACAUUCGGCAGACAAAUCGAACAUUCAAGCAGUAUAUACGGCUGGAUCGCAACUAUCACCUCUGGUCACAUCUCGUUCCUGACGACUUGGAUCUCAUCACACAUGACGAUUGCCCGGAUAUCUCGCGGACUGCCAACCAGAUUUCUGGUUUACUUAUGACCAAAGGGACUUUGCAGGUACAAGAUUUCCGAGACAUACUGGCGAGAAACGAUCGGUUGAAGCAAAACAACCCAUCACCAGAGCCACCAAAGGAAGAGAAACAGGCGAAAACCAUCUCAGAUCGCCUUGAAGAGAUCCGUGACUUGUGCGAUGAAUACGAACAGGGUCUCUUUCCAAAGGUUAUCGACACGGAAAAGCAGAAAGUCACAUACGAUAAUGUCAUCGUCCAAGACAGCGUCAAGGACACCAUGCAAUACCUGGUCCGCCUGUCCAACGUCAAAUUCGAAGGAAGUUCACAGGCCUUGAUCGACAGUGUCAACGUCAAAGGAGCAUUGCUGUACGGCCCUCCAGGGACGGGAAAGACCCAGCUCGUUCGUGCAAUGGCCAGCGACUCCAACUCUGCCAUGAUCGUCAUCACAGCAUCCGAUAUCGAGAGUAAAUGGGUCGGGCAGACUGAGAAAAACAUCAGCGCAGCCUUCUCUCUCGCACGAAAACUGUCACCGUGUAUCCUAUUCAUCGACGAAGUGGAUGCCUUGCUCUAUCGCCGCUCUUCUUGCGAUCAAAGCUGGAGACGAGAGAGCCUCACCCAAUUCCUCCAGGAGAUGGACGGACUGUCGAAUAAUAAAGAUGCUCCAUUUGUUAUCGGGGCUGCCAACCACCCAAUGGAUCUUGAUGAGGCGUUCCUCCGGCGUUUACCUUAUAAAGUGAAGUUUGGAAUGCCAGGCUUGGAAGAAAGACGGAAGAUUCUUAGUAUCUUCUUGAAGCAGGAUGAUCUGGAUCCAUUAUUCACUAUUGACGCCCUUGCCCAACAAACAGAAGGGUAUACUGGCUCUGAUCUGCGCGCGCUAUGUGGUCAAGCGGUGUUGGACUUUGCCAUUGAAAAAUCCAAGUCCCAGGCUGCCAACGAAGAUGGCACUGAGGCCGUCAUCAAGGUACAACUUGGUGUCGAUCAUUUUGCGAGAGUACUCCAAAGGGUGCAGCCAAGCGUCAGUGCCAGAUCUCACCUGGAGAUUGACAAGUUCAACAGCCUUUUCAACUCUUAA